Molecule: messenger RNA, 3180 nt
Organism: Gadus morhua (Atlantic cod)
Lineage: Eukaryota; Metazoa; Chordata; Actinopteri; Gadiformes; Gadidae
Gene: cwf19l2
Product: CWF19 like cell cycle control factor 2
Exons: 19
Coding region: 58-2982 (974 amino acids)
Biological process (GO): mRNA splicing, via spliceosome
Cellular component (GO): post-mRNA release spliceosomal complex
Source: RefSeq, a predicted model, not a curated record
ACGACACCUAUGAAAACAUAUUUACGACACUUAUGAAAACACAUUUACGACAGCACCAUGGCUGCCUUUGGAGCAAGCUUUGAAAGCGAGAAUUCAAUCGAAGACAGAAAGGAAAAUAAAAGAAAAGCUCGUCAAGAAGUGGUUGAAAAGGCCAAGCAGUGUUAUGAGAGGGAGGAGAAGAAAAAGGAGCUGAAGAAGCUGAGGGGAGAAGACACCUGGAUGCUCCCUGAGCUCGACCAACGAUUGAAGCAGAUAGGACAGGAAGACUCUCUCAAGAGCAAGAAGAGGAAGAAAGAGAAAAAGUCUAAAAAGGCCAAGAAGGAGAAGAAGAAGAAGAGAGAUAAGAAAGAGAAGAGAGCAGGGACGGGAGAUGGCUGCAGUGACAGCUCCGAGGACUCAGAGGAGGAGUGGGUGGAGGCCCAGCCCCAGCCAGAAACGGUUAAAGGCUGGAAGAUUCCGGCAGAGGCCAAGGCUGCAGAGAGCAGCCGUAGUCCAGCCCAGGAUGCCAAGCGAGACGAGUGGAUGACCUUUGACUUUCUGGCAAUGAAAACCACAUCGACAACAGAGAGGCGAGCUGAAAAAGACCGGCUGAAAGGGGAGGAGAAGUCCAAAGCCGAGGCUAUCGAACAGGCGGGUCUGCACAAGCUGGAGCUAAACCCGUUUUGGAAGGACGGAGGAAGCGGUCUGCCCCCAGAGAAGAACGCUGUUGCGGUUGCUGAGGCCAAAAGAGUGUCUGCAGUCAACGAUGGCGGUCUGAGCUGGUUGAAGAAGAGCUACCAGAGGAUGAGGGAGCAGGCAGAGAGAGAUAAUUGCAGCCUGAACGAAAUAGUGGCCCAGAGAUACGGGUCCAUGGAGGAGUUCCAGAAGCGUCUGGCAGAGGCGGAAGAAGCGGCCUAUGGGGCACCGAGGAGAGGGGGGAACAGGGGCAUGGGGAGGGGGAACUGGAGGAGAGGAGACAGGGACAGCUGGAGGAGGGGAGAGGGGGACACGGCCGACAGAGAGGGCUGGGGACGAAAUGAGAGGGAGCGAGACACAUCUCCUCGAGAUGGCGGCAAGCGUUGGGAGAGAAGUGGCUCGCCGAGGGAACAGGGGAGCGAGCGGGAAAGAGGCCCGGGUGAAGGACGCUUCAGAGAGAGGGACCGCAGCAGGGACCGGCACAGAGGAGAGGAUGACCGGGACGGGGAGCGAAGACGCAGGAGCAUGGACCGAGACGAGGAACGGCCCAGAGAGAGGGAGAGGGCCAAUAACAGACGUACAGACCCGGACAGAGAGGGAGACAGAGACAGGGAGAGAUACAGAGACGGGCCCAGGGAGAGGGAUGGAGGCCGGUCUGGGGGUUCUGACAGAGCCCCGCGUGGCGAUCGUCCGUCCUGCCGAGAAGACUCCUCCCCUGGACGCAGCCGGCACACCCCUCCCCUGUCCCUUGGGUCGUUGAAAGGCCGUUUCCUCAAGCCCUCAGAAGAUGAGGACGGUGGAGUUCGCAGGUCAGCACCAGAUCCUGCUCGUCUCUCCAAGGCCUUCCUGAAGCCCAGCUCCGACGACGAGGACUCCCCGAAGACGGUGCGUCAGCACCACGGUGUUCCCCCCUCAAGGAGAGAGAGCGGCCCGGCCCAGGGAACCGACAGACCAACAGCACCACAUCACGGGGAUAGGAUGGUUACUGCGACGGCUCACCAUGGGAACAAGGCAGCAGUCACAUCCUCAAGUGAGGAGAGUGAAGAAGAGGAGCUUCCACUGCUCACAGAUGAGGAGAUGAACAAGCUGGGAGCCAAGCUGGUGAAGGCAGAGAUCAUGGGGAACACGGCCCUGGUAGACAAGCUCAAAUCCCAGAUGGAGCUCGCUCGUAAAGCCAAAGAAAACCACGCAACCAGACUGCAACAGGCGAAUGCCGCCAGAGCAAGCCAGCCUCCAGGGCGAUCCGAGGAAGACAAGGAAGUGCUGCUGUUCAGGACGGACCACUCGGGCCGGGCCUGGCCUGUCAACGCCCCGUCCGAACCCCAGGAGCCGCACGGAGGACGCAGGAAGAGAAAGCCGAUUGAGACUCACGUUGACGGCGAGCGCGUGCGCUACUUCCAGGAUGAUGACAGUAUGGGUCUGCAGGAGAUGGUCCGCAGGGAGAAGAUGAGCACGCCACAGGACCAGAAUGCACUCUACUCGCGCAUGGCUGGCAAGAUGAUGGGCAAGGCGGACGGCGACAACUACACGCUGGACGACAUGUUUGUGUCGAGCGCGGCGCAGCGGGAGGGAGAGGGCCGGGACGAGGAGCGCAUGAGGAGCCAGGCGGUGGCGGAGAGCCGGCGGCUGGCCGCCUCCAUGGACCAGUGCCCGCGCUGCUUCAACAGCCAGGAGCUGCAGAAGCACCUCAUCGUGGCCAUCGGGGCCAAGUCGUAUUUGAGCCUUCCAGCAGGAGUGUCGAUGACCGAGGGCCACUGUCUCAUCUCACCCCUCCAACAUCACUGCUCCGCCACGGGAUUGGACGAGGACAUCUGGUCAGAGAUGCAGCUGUUUCGCCGUUCUUUGGUGCGCAUGUUCGAGUCCCAGGACCAGGACUGCGUCUUCAUGGAGACGCACAUGAACCCGCGCAGACGGCAGCACAUGGUUCUGGAGUGCGUACCUCUACCCCGAGAACUGGGCGACAUGGCUCCUAUAUACUAUAAGAAAGCCAUCAUGGAUUGUGACGAGGAGUGGGCCAUGAACAAGAAAGUGGUCAACCUCUCGUCGAAGGAUAUCCGGCAGGCGGUUCCCAGGGGCCUGCCCUACUUCGCCGUGGACUUUGGACUGCAGGGCGGCUUCGCUCAUGUGAUUGAGAACGAGCAGAAGUUCCCUCACUACUUUGGCAAGGAGGUGGUGGGAGGCAUGAUGGAUCUGGAGCCGCGCCGCUGGCGUAAACCAAUCAGGGAGAACUUUGACGAUCAGAGGAAGAAAGUCCUGCAGUUCGCUCAGUGGUGGAAACCGUAUGACUGUACCAAGGCUGACGGCUAGCUGAAUGCACACACACAUGCAUGGUGUACUUGGUGUAGUACUUAGUUAACAAGUAUGUUCCAAAAUUCCAAGAAGAAAGGUUUUGUGACAAAACGCACUCAAGCCAAUAAACAUAGACAUUCAGUCUUUUAAAAUGAUGUGAAUGGGAUGAAGGUAUUUUGAUAUGCUAGAUGUUUUAAAUAAAAGGAUUUUGAUCAA